AUGUCUGCCGUUACCCAGGAGUCGCUCGCAGCUGGCAUCGAGUCGCUGCUCUCCUCGCUGCCGACUUCGCUCGAGACGCUGCCGGCCAUCGAGCCGGCGCCGGCGGUGCCUACCACCGAGGCCGAGGUGGCUUCGCUCAUCGACCACACGCUGCUGGCACCCAAUGCGACGCUGGACCAGAUCGAAGCUGUCUGUGCCGAGGCCAAGCAGUACCGCACUGCGACCGUGUGCGUCAACUCGUCCAUGAUCCCCUUCGUGGCCAAGCAGCUCGCAGGCACCGCGGUGCUGCCGAUCUCUGUGAUCGGCUUCCCCUUCGGCUCUGCCAACACGGCGUCCAAGGUGCUCGAGGCGCAAACGGCGUGUGCCGAAGGUGCGCGCGAGAUCGACAUGGUGAACAACAUCGGUCUGCUGCGCUCCAAGCAGUACCUCGAGGUUUACACCGAUAUUGCGGCGGUCGCCAAGGAAUGCCACGAGCACGGUGCCAAGCUCAAGGUGAUCCUCGAGACGGCCAUGCUGACCAAGCCCGAGAUCGUCGCCGCGUCGUACAUUGCGUGUCUGGCAGGCGGCGACUUUAUCAAGACCAGCACGGGCUACGGCGGUGCAGGAGCCACCAAGGAGGAUGUGAGGCUCAUGUACGAGGUCGCAAAGACGCAGGGUCUGGGCUGGAACCCGAGCGAGAAGGAGGUGAAGGCAAGCGGUGGCAUUCGAAGCCUCGAGACGGUGCACACCAUGGUCAAAAACGGCGCCACAAGGGUCGGCGCCAGUGGCACCAAGGCCAUCGUCGAGCAGAUCCGCAACGGCGCUGCUGCCGCGCCCACUUCCGCCUCGGCAUACUAA
This is a messenger RNA of Moesziomyces antarcticus, 837 nucleotides long. RefSeq names its product deoxyribose-phosphate aldolase. Gene Ontology annotation, molecular function: deoxyribose-phosphate aldolase activity. Lineage: Eukaryota; Fungi; Basidiomycota; Ustilaginomycetes; Ustilaginales; Ustilaginaceae. The transcript has a single exon. Gene Ontology annotation, cellular component: cytoplasm. The record is from RefSeq and is a predicted model, not a curated record. Bases 1 to 837 code for a protein of 278 amino acids. Gene Ontology annotation, biological process: carbohydrate catabolic process; deoxyribonucleotide catabolic process.